AUGGCAGAGCGCCUUGCUGGGAAGAAGGCAGUGGUGGUGGGCGUGCCAGGGGCUUUCACCCCAACUUGCUCCAACAAUCAUGUCCCGGGGUACUUGGCAAAGCAAGCUGACUUGAAGGCCAAGGGUGUGGAUGAAGUCAUCGUGGUCAGCGUCAACGACGGAGCCGUCAUGGAGGGCUGGGCCAAGGAUCAGAAGGUGGAGGACUCCAUGAUCUGCUUCCUCGGAGACACCCGCAUGGAGCUGACCAAAGCCCUGGACCUGGUCUUCGAUGCUGCGCCGGCCAUGGCGGUGCUGGGAAACCCCCGCUGCAAGCGCUUCGCGAUGGUGGUGGACGGCGGGGUCAUUAAGGCUAUAACGGUGGCUGGUGGCGAUGUACCUGACUCAGUGAAGAUCAUGACAGAUGGCAAGCUGCGAGCCCAGCAAAUGACGCGGCUGUUCCCCGAUGGGGACAGCGCGCCCUCCAAAGGUGCUGAGCCUGCAGAGCUGCCACGCCCUUACGACGGGUCUGAGCUUGAGGAGGAUGUCGUUCAGGAGAUGACGGACUACUUGGCGGAGUGUGGCAACGGCUCGAGACGUCCAUCGCCCAUGGCAGGUCAGGACUAUGGAAAGUUCACGAACCGAUUUCCGCGUGUGAAGAAGCGCAAGAUUCAGAAGCACUUCGACAUCGUCACGGAGGAAGGUGGCCGCCAGCGAGUCGAGCUGCCAAACGACCACCCUCAGCGCAUCGAGGCACCCGAGGAGCCGCCGGAGGACUUGGAGGUCAGAGAGCAACCGCGAGAGGAGGACAUCCCUGAAGAUGACUUCCCGGACGAAGUCGAGGAGUCUCGUGUUGACGAAGCGGCUCCCGAGGAGGUGGAUCCCAAUGAGCCCGCCAUACCACUGGGCCCUGGGACGUUCCCAGUGGGUGUCAUUCGCGACUACGACGCGAUCAAAGGUUACGGGUUCAUCCGCUGCGAGCAUCACCCAGAGGACAUCUUCUUUCCUCGCCAAGCGCUGCCCAAGUCCUUUCAAGGCAGUGAUGAUCGAGAGAUGCCGGUGCUGAAGGGGGUGCAGGUGAGCUUUGACUUGAUCCAGAGCAACCGGGGACCUCGCACGGAUUCUCUGAACUUGCUGCUGAGGUGGCUGCAGUCGGACAGGUGCUGGCUGCUGAAGAGAGUGAAGAUACCACCCAGACCAGCACGCAGCAGCAGGUCCUAA
Molecule: messenger RNA, 1197 nt
Organism: Symbiodinium natans
Lineage: Eukaryota; Dinophyceae; Suessiales; Symbiodiniaceae
Source: the annotation of a GenBank genome assembly